AUGCGCGCCGAAAACCACAAGCGCCGUACGUUUGAGCAUGAACCGGAGGAGAAUUUAGGACAGCUUCGGCCUCACUUGAAUACCCAAGCUGACCCCGUCCCGGACGGUGGCCUCAACGCUUGGCUUCAUGUCCUCCUCGUCCACAUCGUCUUCUUUAACACCUGGGGCGUCGCAAACGGCUACGGGAUUUUCCAGCAAUACUACACCGAGACCUUGGAUCAGUCUGAGUCAUCGAUAUCAUGGAUCGGCAGCGUCCAAGUUUUCCUCUUGUUCUUCAUCGGUGUGCCUGCGGGACGCUUGACCGACGCAGGGUAUUUUCGACUCGUCUUUUCUUGUGGGGUAUUUCUCCAGGUUCUCGGCCUCUUGAUGACCUCUUUCUGCAAGACGUACUGGCAAAUCUUUCUGGCACAGUCUGUUUGCCUAGGCCUCGGCAACGGGGCGACAUUUUGCCCAGCCCUGGCCGUUCUAUCGCAGUACUUCGACAAACGACGGUCAUUCGCCGUUGGCCUAGCUGCUGCCGGCGCGGCCGUGGGCGGGCUUGUUUAUCCAGUCCUCAUCAAUUGGCUAAGCAUCAACCAUGCGGUUGGUUUCCCAUGGGCUGUGCGAAUAUCGGCCUUUAUUAUGCUCUCGACCUACAUCCCUUGCCUGUUGUGGUUCAAACCACGGCUCGCACCCAGGACAAGCGGGCCAUGGAUCGACACCUCGGCUUUUCUCGAACUGCCAUUUAUCUUCUUCUCGCUCAGCAUGUUUCUCAACUUCUGGGGCCUGUACCUGGCAUUCUUCUACUUGGGAACAUUUGCUCGUGACCGGAUCGGCGUUGCGGAGCCUGUCUAUCUGUUGAUGAUACUCAACGGCGUGGGCAUAUUCGGACGUGUGCUACCGACAAUCGUCGCGGAUAAGUGGACUGGGCGGUUCAACAUCCUGAUCCCACUUAGCCUUCUGGCAAGCCUGCUCAUGUAUUGUUGGGCCGCUGUGGUCUCCAAGGCUGGACUUUUUGUCUUUGCCGGAAUCUACGGGUUCAUCGCCGCUGCGCUACAGGCUCUCUUUCCAGGAGUAGCCACAACAAUGACCCCGGACCCGAACAGGACUGGAACGAGAGUGGGGAUGAUCCUGGGUUUUGUCAGUUUCGCCAACCUGACGGGCCCAGCAAUCUGUGGAGUGUUGAUUCGCAAGGAGGGCGGGAACUAUUUCGGCGCGCAAAUGUUUGCGGCGUCGUCCAUUCUGCUCGGAGCAUUCAUGGCAUUAGCGGCGCGCGUUGCGCAAACCGGUUUAGUUAUGCGAGUCAAGGCAUAA
Molecule: messenger RNA, 1293 nt
Organism: Purpureocillium lilacinum
Lineage: Eukaryota; Fungi; Ascomycota; Sordariomycetes; Hypocreales; Ophiocordycipitaceae
Biological process (GO): transmembrane transport
Cellular component (GO): membrane
Molecular function (GO): transmembrane transporter activity
Source: RefSeq, a predicted model, not a curated record